AUGAAUAGACUUGCACUGAGCUCAGUAUAUGGCUCUUCAACUGCAACUGUUUCUGCGUACAACGAGAAAACGGGAGAGCUCUUCGUGGGCGUGGAUCGAGUCAUAAAAAAGACAAAGAUAAGGAGUGGGUUAGCGACUGUGCUAAAGCUAGAGACAGAGAGACAGAUUAAAAGCAUCUCGAUUGACAAAGACCUUCUUCUGGCGCUUGAUGUAGAGGGAAGAGUAUACUUAUACAACCUAGCGUACAACGUAGAAAUAGGAAGGAUGCUUAAUAAGGAGUGUCACACUGCGUGCGUGCUAAACGGGAAGAUUCACCUUGAGUUUAUGGGAUACUUGCAAGUGUGGGUGGUUGAGGAGAACGGCUUCUUCACAUUUAGAAAAGAGAAGCACAUAACAGGCCACCAAGACAAUAUAAUUCUAAUGGAAAGAACAGAGGAAGGCCUUUUGACAGGAUCCAAGGACGGAGUACUGCGGCUGUUCUCCUCAGAAGACAGCUCUUCCGAGACAGUAGCAAGAAACAAAUCGCACCCUCUGUGUGCACGCAAAGUGGGCCAGGAGAUAUCUGCAGUCUGGGCAUCAGGAGAAAUAACCAAACUUAUCCAAGUGGAAGAUGCAUGGACACCAAUCCAGAAGAAGUAUACAAUGCACAACCUGCUGGAUGCAGCAAUUUCAACAUACGGGGAUAUGGCAGUUCUUCUGGACACAAGCCACAAUGUAUUACUGUACAGCACAACAGGCGACACAAAAGAGCCUAUCCAGAAGAUCUUUGUGUCUGAUGGGAUAAAGCACGUGCAGUUUGUGGAGGAAGAUGAGUGGAUUAUUCUGUCAGGAAAUGGCUCAGUUAUCUGGGAGUGGAAAACAAACACACUUUUGUUUAACGAGCAGGCAUCUUCAGGACAAACAGUAGCCCGGGAUAUUGAAGGAUCUGUUGUCUCUGGAACUGUAUCCGGAGAUGUUUUCAUGUGGGACAAAGGGUCUUCUCUUUGCCUGAAAAAAAUAGCAGCCCACAGCUCUGCAGUCUCUGCCAUUAUUCCAACUGAAAGAGGAUUCAUCUCUGUCUCUGCAAAUGGAGAGUGCAAGGUCCAUAAGGCAACUGGCACAGUUAUUAAGCAGAUAUCAGCAGAGAUUCCUUUGCUUGUGGCAGAUGCGGAUGAAGAUAUCUUGGCAGUGGCAGGACCUGGGAAAAUGCACACAUACGACAUAAAAAGAAGCAAGCUCAUACAGGAGUACGACAUAGAUAUGCCGCUUGCAAUUAAAAUGAUGCAAAACGGGGUUCUCCUGAUCUCCAUGCAAGGAAUCACAACGUACUCACCAGACUCUGUCUCUGGGAAGGACGGACCAGAGCAGUUUGUGAACGCAUCUAUCUCAGAGACAAAGGACGGGCUAAAGAUAUCCUGCCUGGGCGAGAGCGGCAUGGUAUACACGUACAACCAUGAGAUGGAAGAGCUUGUGGAGUACAGAGCCCUGCCAAAGUACACAAAUGGCAUGGGAAAGAACACUCCACUGGGCAUGGUUCACACAGAAAAUGCAGAGUUAAUUAUAACGUACAAGACAGCCAGGCCAGACAAAGUAUCCACAUUCCGUGAAACCAUCUUUGCAUCUAUGUUCUAUAAUGGACAGGAAAUAGACAAGUGGAAGGUGGCAGAGCACGCCCUUAGCUCUUCAGGCUAUCUGUUCACGCAGGUUUCUGCAUUCGGCGCACUAAUUGGAAUAUGCACAGAGUCAGGGCUAUAUCUAUUCUCAUCCGCUGAGACAGGCAUGAACUCUCUUGGUGCAUGGCAGAAGGAAACCCCUCAAGAAGUCUCCCAGCAAAUUGAAAAGGGCGAUGUUCUUUCCGGGCUAAUAGGGGCCAUUGCCCUGCAGAGCCCAUCCCUUGUGCACAUGGCUCUUUCAUCUGGUGAUCCAGUUGUGCUUGCAAAGUAUCUUCCGUCUGAACUGGCUCUUCAGUCAGUUUCUGUUGUGCUCUCUGCCAUGUCAAAUGGUCUUGUUGAAAGGGCACUUAUGUUCCUUGAAGAAAUACUUAAGAAAAUACCUGUGAGUAGCGUACUUAGAAGACAGAUAAUUCUGAUCCUUUCUUCCGUAAUUAAUACUUCCCAUGAAACCACAGGAUACGCAGAUGCACUUGUGACCUUCCCACAUCUUGCACUCAAAGAAAUAGAAGAAUAA
This is a messenger RNA of Nematocida ausubeli, 2166 nucleotides long. RefSeq lists its product as uncharacterized. Gene Ontology annotation, molecular function: protein binding. The transcript has a single exon. Lineage: Eukaryota; Fungi; Microsporidia. Gene Ontology annotation, biological process: ribosomal small subunit assembly; maturation of SSU-rRNA from tricistronic rRNA transcript (SSU-rRNA, 5.8S rRNA, LSU-rRNA). Gene Ontology annotation, cellular component: small-subunit processome; Pwp2p-containing subcomplex of 90S preribosome. Bases 1 to 2166 code for a protein of 721 amino acids. The record is from RefSeq and is a predicted model, not a curated record.